UAUGGAAAACAAAUGCAAGCCGCGAAUGAAUUUAUUUGCUGCCGACUGAAUUCACAUGUUUUGUUUUUCAAAAUUCGAGUCCAAUUAAGUUUCGAAAAAUUAUAAAUUUGCCACAAUGUUAAAUUUAUGUUUACAAGGUAGGCGUGUAAUGUACCGGUUUGGUGUGUUUAGCCAUUAUUACAGUCCAAUUAAACCAUUUUCGCAACAAGUUUGCAAUUGCAAUUAUAUAAAGUUCGUUAAUCACAGCAGAUCUAUCUCCUUAAUUAACAAUAAUAACCGUCCGGCUCUGAUUAAUUAUAAAAAUGGGGGUCAUUUAUAUUAUUCGAGUUCAAGUGGGGAUAAAAACAUUUCGAAUGAAAAGUCGAAGAGCCCAGCAGAUAAGGGAGGACCCUUUGCCGGACUUCUGGAAUUACCCAAAGAGAGUCGGCAAUUCCAAGGGGAUGAGGCGGACUGGAUCACGAUUUACCGAUUUCACAACAUCGUACUAGUCAGGGUAUUACAGCGCAUGAAAAUCUACCAAACGGUAUUUUCUUGUUUUAUCGCCCUUCCCAUCGGCUUCUUCUCAACUUUGACGGGAUACCUGUCCCCCGACGUGUUUAGCGUUAUUGGAUGUGGUUGUAUGGCAGCAUGUGCUAUGCUUUACAUCAUGGGAAACAUGGUCACUAAUCUGAUCGGAAUAAUGUACGUGACGGAUAAGGAUCCUGAGAUUGUCCGUAUCGCGCAUAUGAACUUCUGGGGAACCAGGGUUGACGAAAUUUAUCAAAAGACGGAUUUCGUCCCAUUCACCGACCUUCCCGACAACACUCUUGACGCGUAUGUGCAACUGAAACUGUACUCUGAUCCAGAAUAUGUUAUGAGGAUCACUGUUAAAUAUGGGACCAUUUAUGACAGCGAGAGAUUCUGUGAAAUAUUCGGAAAUCCUCCAGAAAUUCCGGUUUUAAGCGAGAAGAAAAGUAAAAGCUAGUCGGUGAAUGGUAAAUUAGUUGUAAUUUAGUAAAUCGUCAUAUAUGCAAAAUAGUGACCUUCAAAAUCAAGUGUUAUCGUUGACUUAAGUACCUUUGUUUAGAUUUUUAUUGCAACUUCUGCAUUUAUUCAGAAGAUUUGUUAAACAUUUUAACCUGGAUUAAAAAUUCAACUCAAUACUUUUUAAA
Molecule: messenger RNA, 1151 nt
Organism: Folsomia candida
Lineage: Eukaryota; Metazoa; Arthropoda; Collembola; Entomobryomorpha; Isotomidae
Product: transmembrane protein 186
Exons: 5
Coding region: 116-964 (282 amino acids)
Cellular component (GO): mitochondrion
Source: RefSeq, a predicted model, not a curated record